Messenger RNA from Engraulis encrasicolus (European anchovy), 1490 nucleotides. RefSeq names its product probable vesicular acetylcholine transporter-A. Gene Ontology annotation, biological process: transmembrane transport; chemical synaptic transmission. NCBI's taxonomy places the organism in Eukaryota, Metazoa, Chordata, Actinopteri, Clupeiformes, Engraulidae. The transcript has a single exon. Gene Ontology annotation, molecular function: acetylcholine transmembrane transporter activity. The record is from RefSeq and is a predicted model, not a curated record. Gene Ontology annotation, cellular component: terminal bouton; AP-2 adaptor complex; AP-1 adaptor complex. The coding region runs from base 64 to 1335 and encodes 423 amino acids.
UGAACAUCUGUCAAUCGAAUAUUCAAUGUAAAAACUACUAGGCCUAGGCUAUCCGAAUCCGAGAUGGGAGAAAGACUUCAACAAUUUGGUACCGUUAUGGUAGACCCGAGGAGACGUUCUAUUUUAGUGAUUGUGUGUGCGACACUUGUGUUAGACAAUAUGCUCUUCACGGUGGUGUUGCCAAUUAUUCCAGAGUACCUGGCUCUGGACAGUGAGGAAUACGUUUACGAACGCCUGCAUGAAAAUUCAUCCAGUAUAUUCAACCGAACUAAUAGAGACGUUAAAAUUGAACUACUGUUCGCAUCAAAAGCUAUCCUGCAGCUGCUUGUCAGCCCCUUGUCCGGAACUUUCAUGGACAGGAUGGGAUAUGGCAUUCCACUUUUAAUCGGAAUCACGGUCAUGUUUCUGUCCACGGUAAUAUUCGCGUUUGCUGAGAACUACGGAACACUCUUUGCAGCACGAAGCCUCCAAGGACUUGGCUCUGCGUUCGCCGAUGUUUCUGGGAUUGCUAUGAUUGCGAACAAGUAUACCGAGAAGUUGGAGAGAAGUCGGGCGCUGGGCAUCGCCCUAGUGUGCAUCUCCUUCGGAAGACUAGUCGCGCCACCCUUCGGCGGCGCCCUGUACCACUUUGCGGGCAAACUGGUCCUCUUCGUAGUUUUUGCGUGCGUCUGCUUGACCGUCGGCUUCCUAGUUUUAGGUGUGAUAAAGCCAUUUUCGAUCAGGAAUAGAGACAACACGCCCGAGGGCACUCCCAUCUACCUGUUGAUGUUUGACGCGCGCAUAGCGGUGGUGGCGGGUGCCCUGGUGGCUUGCAACAUCUCCUUCGCCUUUCUGGACCCCACCAUAGCCGAGUGGAUGAGAGACACCAUGCCAGUCACCGAGGCAGAGAUAGGGAUGACUUGGCUGCCUGGUUUCUUCCCGUACGUCCUUGGAGUGUUCGUGACUUUCCAGUUGGCAGCCAAGUACCCCAACUUGCAGUGGUUAUUUGGCGCGCUUGGCAUGGUCAUUAUUGGCUCGAGUUCAUGCGUGGUGCCAUAUUGCAAAACCUUUGGCCAACUGGUUGUGCCCUUGUGCUGCAUGUGUCUCGGCAUCGCACUGGUGUACACCGUGCUCUUGCCCACUCUAGCCUUCCUCGUCGAUGCGAGACACGUCUCUGUGUAUGGCAGCGUCUACGCCAUCGCUGAUAUGUCAUGCUCCAUAGCGUACGCGAUGGGCCCCAUCGUAGCUGGUCAAAUAGCGCAAAACUUUGGCUUCGCUCAGCCGAAUUUGGCUAUGGGUCUGGUGACCGUCGUUAACGCACCCGUGUUGUUAAUUCUGUGUUGUGCGCGCCAAUAAGAUGGCACACAGAUGGUGACCAAAUGAUGUUUGUAAAUACUGAAACGAAUGUAUAGUCUGUCAUUAGUAUUUUAUGCUUUUCUUUUUCUUUUGUCUACAUCCUCAUAAUAACAAAUAAGUACUGUAUAGCCAGUUGUAUUAUUUUAAUGCCCUAU